Cyclospora cayetanensis is the source of this 2331-nucleotide messenger RNA. RefSeq lists its product as uncharacterized. Gene Ontology annotation, biological process: oxidative RNA demethylation. Gene Ontology annotation, molecular function: broad specificity oxidative DNA demethylase activity; ferrous iron binding; oxidative RNA demethylase activity. The transcript has 5 exons. Lineage: Eukaryota; Apicomplexa; Conoidasida; Eucoccidiorida; Eimeriidae. Bases 1 to 2331 code for a protein of 776 amino acids. The record is from RefSeq and is a predicted model, not a curated record. Gene Ontology annotation, cellular component: nucleus; cytoplasm.
AUGGGACCCCUGAGCCUCUGGAGGCCUGUCGUUCCCUUUCCUCACUGGAAUCCCAUGUCUAAAUACAGUGAAUUGCUCGAAACUAAAUGCCUAGUCAAAAAGGCUCGUGGUCAUCCACCACCGGACGCAGGGCUCAGACAGCCGGAGCACGUUUUGGAUGAGACACGCAUACAAAUAGAAGCCUCAUCGAGGCUGAGGCUCCGGGGACUCGAUUUAAGCGUGUUCGAUGCGGAGUUUGCGGUUUGGGCGUGCCCGCAGGCAAGUGAAUUCAUCGUGGCUUUACAUGCACGGAGAGCCACAGCCGAUGGCCUUGAGGGGCGUGCGAGGUUUCUUAGGGGGAUGUUUCGACUCCAGGAUGGAGCAGGAAUGGCUGCACAAGUAACCUCGGGUUCACCUACCCCCGGUGAAGGGGCCCCAUUCGGCGAGGAUCUCCCAUCGCACGGGCUCCAAAGGAUUACUGAUCGGUUCAAAUCAGCUGAAGUGGCACUUAGAGAAGCAGAUUUUGUGCACAUAUUGCUGCGAAAGGAAUGUGAGAAGCCAGAUACGCAGCAGCCGCAGCAACAACUGCACGAGCAGGAACGCCUACGUCAGCAGCACGGCAACCAACAGCAAAACUGGGAACAUCUGAAGCAAAUAUCCAUGAGUGUUGUGGGUCUUGAAGGGCUUCCAGGUCAACACUUGGAAUUUGAUGAGGCACAGCUCAACGCUGCUGCCAUCAGCAGAAGCAGACGUAGCAAAUCGAGAGCUCCUACGUGCGACUCCAGCAACAACAGCAGUGAUAUAUCCCCGGCUGUGGUAGCAGCAGCCAGAGCAGCAGCGGAAGCAAUUGCUUCGGCUGCUGUUAAGGAGACAGCUUCGCCUCCGGAUGCAGCUACAGCAGCGUUGGCAGGAGCUACAGAAGCGGCAGCAGGUGCUGCAUUUGCUAGAGUGUAUGCCAUACAGGAACGUCGGGGAGCGUGGCUGCUGCCAGGCUGCCUGACCCUCCCGCAGCAACUGUUGCUGAGCGAUGAAGUCUGCUGUUCGCUGCUAAGGCCCCCUGCGGUCUGCAAUCUUUGCCAGCACCAGCAACAGAGGCCGUCGCAGGUGCAAGGCAGCUAUAAUGCUUCGAUUCCAAGGGGUGGCUGCAGCAGCGAAUCAAGAGAGUCCGGUUGCGCUGCUGCUGAAGGCGUUGCAUUGACACUCAGUACAGAGCUCCGGAAGUGUAGCCGUAUGCCUGCCCUCAAGCAGCUCUCAGGUGAUCCUAGAACCCUGCCGCUCACCAGCAACGGAAGCAUCAGCAGCACUUGGCGGCAAUGGCAGCUUCACCAAUCCGAGGUUGGUGCUACUGCUGCGGAGCAGGAAGCCAUGGCCGAGCAGCGACUGCUGCUGCACUACCUUCCGCCUCCUCGAGAACUGCGCUGGUCCUCGAUCGGCUCUCAAGUGUAUGACUGGGGUAGGCGAGCCUACUAUACGGAUCCCUCAGAGAAGCAGCUCUCAAGUGAUUCUCUUGCAAGACUCAACGAUGCACAGUCCUGCUGCAGAGACAGCAUCACCAGCAGUAGCAGUAGCAACAGCAGCAGCGGAGUUGUUCUACCAGCGGUCUUGCACUACCUUGCGGGCUAUGCCCUGAACACCGUGCACCUGCAGCGACAACAGACAGUUGCUUCUUCUUCUACUCCUGAUGCUCCUGCUGCUUCUACCGCUGCUGCUGUAGAGCUUGCUGCAUAUCUGCAGACUGCUCUGGUGAAUGUAUAUCGAGCAGGAGAUCGCUUGAGGGGGCACAAAGAUGAUGCAGAAGUCAAUGGCCUCGUGCCCCUUGUUUCCAUCAGGGAGGAGCCCCUGCCUCUUGUUCUGCGGUCUGGCGACUUGCUAAUUCUUUCGGGCCCAGCGCGUCUUCUGUUGCAUGGUGUUCCCAAACUUCUUUACUACACACCAAAGCCGCCAAAACUAGCGACAAGGUGCGAGAAAUGUACUGAUGGUGGUGGUGGUGACGGCUGGAAGCCUUUACAGAGCAGCUGUAACAAUGUCGACAGCAGCAAGAUCAUCACGUCCCCACACACAUUUGCACGUCAUGCCAACGGACUUCGCAGAGGCCAGCAACUGUCACCGCCUCCAGAGUUGCUACUUUUCGGCAAAAGAUUUGCCGACGAUCAGCCGGAGCCGAAGCAGCAGCAGAUUACGCAGCUGGUGGAGUACGUAAAAUGCCUACCGCACUUGUUGCGUGUUGAGGUAAUCCUUAGGGAGAUUAUACGAGAAAAAGAGAAGAGAAUAGAAUACUGGCAGCAGCGCCUCCUAUCUGUGUACAGGGAACUGCAACAUCUGAGACUAAAUCUAAGCUGCCGGGGGACUUAA